Thyridium curvatum is the source of this 1689-nucleotide messenger RNA. RefSeq lists its product as uncharacterized. Gene Ontology annotation, cellular component: cytosol. The transcript is spliced from 5 exons. Gene Ontology annotation, molecular function: carbohydrate derivative binding; glucose-6-phosphate isomerase activity; monosaccharide binding. Lineage: Eukaryota; Fungi; Ascomycota; Sordariomycetes; Thyridiales; Thyridiaceae. Gene Ontology annotation, biological process: glycolytic process; gluconeogenesis; glucose 6-phosphate metabolic process. The record is from RefSeq and is a predicted model, not a curated record. The coding region runs from base 1 to 1689 and encodes 562 amino acids.
AUGCCUCAAGCUAGCUCUCUCCCCGCCUGGGGUGACCUCCAGGGCCACCGCGACUCGGUCGGCAAGAGCUUCGUCCUGAAGGAGGCCUUUGCCUCGGACCCCAAGCGCUUCGAGAAGUUCAGCCGCACCUUUACUCUGCCCGACAAUGUCUCGUCUUGCCCCGGUAGCACCGACAUCCUCUUCGACUUCAGCAAGAACUUCCUGACCGAGGAGACCCUCGACCUCCUGGUCAAGCUUGCCGAGCAAGCUGGCCUCGAGAAGAAGCGCGAGGCCAUGUUCAAGGGCGAGAAGAUCAACUUCACCGAGAACCGUGCCGUCUACCACACCGCACUCCGCAAUGUCGGCAACGACGUCUGGGACAUGAGCGUCGAUGGCGUCGACGUCAUGAAGACCAAGGGCGGUGUCAACGAUGUUCUGGAGCACAUGAAGGUCUUCUCCGAGCAGGUCCGGAGCGGCGAGUGGAAGGGCUACACGGGCAAGAAGCUGACCACCAUCAUCAAUGUCGGUAUCGGUGGUUCGGAUCUCGGCCCCGUCAUGGUCACCGAGGCUCUCAAGCACUACGGUGCCAAGGACAUGACCCUGCACUUUGUUUCCAACAUUGACGGCACCCACAUGGCCGAGGCUCUGGCCAACUCCGACCCCGAGACCACCCUCUUCCUGAUCGCGUCCAAGACCUUCACCACCGCCGAGACUACCACCAAUGCCAACACAGCCAAGGCGUGGUUCCUCGAGAAGACCGGCAACAAGGGCGAGAUCGCCAAGCACUUCGUUGCCCUGUCCACCAACGAGGAGGAGGUCACCAAGUUCGGUAUCGACAGCGCCAACAUGUUUGGCUUCGAGAGCUGGGUCGGUGGUCGCUACUCCGUCUGGAGUGCUAUCGGCCUGUCUGUCAGCAUCUACAUCGGCUAUGACAACUUCCGCAAGUUCCUGGCCGGUGCCCACGAGAUGGACAAGCACUUCAGGACGGCCCCUCUGCGCGAGAACAUCCCCGUCAUUGCCGGUCUCCUGAGUGUCUGGUACUCCGACUUCUUCAACGCUCAGACCCACCUCGUUGCCCCCUUCGACCAAUACCUGCACCGAUUCCCUGCCUACCUUCAGCAGCUCUCCAUGGAGUCCAACGGCAAGACGAUCACCUCGGACGGCACUGCUGCCAAGUACACCACUGGCCCCAUCCUGUUCGGCGAGCCUUGCACCAAUGCUCAGCACUCCUUCUUCCAGCUUGUCCACCAGGGCACCAAGCUGAUUCCUGCCGAUUUCAUUCUGGCUGCCAAGUCGCACAACCCCAUCUCGAACAACCUGCACCAGAAGAUGCUGGCCUCCAACUACCUUGCCCAGGCUGAGGCCCUCAUGGUUGGCAAGACUGCUGACCAGGUCCGCGCCGAGGGUGGCGUGGCUGAGGAGCUCGUCCCGCACAAGGUCUUCCUGGGCAACCGCCCCACGACCUCGAUCCUCGUCGGCGGCCACAUCGGACCCGCCGAGCUGGGUGCCCUGAUCGUCCACUACGAGCACCUCACCUUUACCGAGGGUGCCGUCUGGGACAUCAACUCGUUUGACCAGUGGGGUGUUGAGUUGGGCAAGGUCCUUGCCAAGAAGAUUCUGAAGGAGAUUGACGAGGCUGGCGCUGGCUCCGGCCACGACGCUUCGACCGCUGGUCUGCUCGGCGCCUUCAAGCGAUACUCAAACCUGUAA